CUUGCUGCACAGGGUCAGCUAGACAUGGAGGGCGCCCUGACUGCCAGGGAUCGGGUGGGAAUCCAGGACUUUGUCCUUCUGGAUGAAACCACGGAAGCUGCCUUUCUCAACAACCUGAAAAAGCGCUUCAGCAAGGAUCUCAUCUAUACUUACAUUGGCACAUUAUUAGUGUCCGUCAACCCCUAUAAAGAGCUUGACAUAUACAACGCGAAACAAAUGGAAACCUACAUGGGUGUCAACUUUUUCGAACUCCCACCACACAUCUACGCCCUGGCAGAUAACGCCUACCACACCAUGCUGACGGAGUUCAACAAUCACUUCAUCCUCAUCUCUGGUGAGAGUGGAGCGGGGAAAACGGAGGCCUCCAAGAAGAUCCUGCAGUACUACGCCGUCAGCUGUCCGAGCACCACUCUGCUGAACAACGUCAGAGACAAAAUGCUCAUGUCCAACCCUGUCCUGGAGGCUUUCGGCAACGCCAAAACGCUGAAAAAUGACAACUCAAGUCGGUUUGGGAAGUACAUGGACAUUCAGUUUGACAGCCAGGGGGAUGCAGUCGGAGGACACAUCCUGAACUACCUGCUGGAGAAGUCGAGGGUUGUGCAUCAGAAUCACGGGGAGAGAAACUUCCACAUCUUCUAUCAGCUGGUGGAGGGAGGAACAGAUGACUUGCUGCGCCGGCUGGGGUUGGAGAGAGACUGCCAGCAUUACAACUAUCUAACGCAAGGGGAGUGUGCCAUUGUGUCUUCCAUUAAUGACAGAAAUGACUGGAAAACAGUCAAAAAUGCACUGCAAGUCAUCAACUUUGAUGAGAUUAACACAAAUCACUUGCUUGAGGUUGUUGCAAGUGUUCUCCACCUGGGGAACUUUCAGUUUGACUCUGACAGUAAAGGCCAUGCCCAUCUGAAUAACAACGGAGAGCUGGACUGGGUCUCCAAUCUACUAGGUGUGGAUGCUCACAGGCUCCAUGAGGGACUCACAUUCAGGAAGAUUGAAGCCAAAAAAGAACAGGUCCUCAGCCCAUUCACAGUUGAUCACGCCAUCUAUGCGAGAGACGCCCUGGCCAAAGCCAUCUACGGACUGACUUUCACCUGGCUCGUCAACAGGAUCAACGAGUCCAUGGAGAACAUGGACCCUUCACCUAAGACAGUUAUAGGGCUUUUGGAUAUAUAUGGAUUUGAGGUUUUCUAUGUAAACAGUUUUGAGCAGUUCUGUAUAAACUACUGCAACGAGAAGCUGCAGCAGCUUUUUAUCCAGCUCACACUCAAAGCUGAGCAGGAGGAAUACGAAGCAGAGGAUAUUGAGUGGGAGCCGGUUCAGUUCUUCAACAACAAGAUCAUCUGUGACUUGGUUGAGGAGAAACACAGAGGAAUCAUAUCGAUACUGGACGAGGAAUGCCUCAGGCCAGGAGAGGCCACAGAUCUCACUUUCCUGGAGAGACUGGAGGAAAAGAUGGGGAAUCACCCCCAUUUUGUCACGCACAAACUGGCUGACAAAAUGACACGUAAGACUCUGGAGAGGGGAGAUUUCCGUCUCUUGCAUUAUGCCGGGGAGGUCACCUACUGUGUCGUGGGUUUCCUGGACAAAAAUAAUGACCUGUUGUACAGAAACCUAAAAGAUCUCAUGUGUCAGUCUAAAAAUGCCAUAGUCAGAGAGUGCUUCUCCACCAUGGUUCAAGACAGUAAGAGAAGACCAGCAACAGUGGCGACUCAGUUUAAGAGCAGCCUCCUGAAGCUGACAGAGAUCCUCAUGGCUAAGGAGGCCUGGUAUAUACGCUGCCUAAAAUCGAAUGAGUCCAAGCAGCCAGGUCAGUUUGAUGAAGCACUGAUCAGGCACCAGGUGAAGUACCUGGGCCUGAUGGAGCACCUCAGAGUCAGACGAGCUGGUUUCGCUUACAGACGCAAAUAUGAUGUUUUCCUGAAGAGAUAUAAACCUCUGUGCCCGGCCACCUGGCCACACUGGAGAGGUCUGCCUGCUGAUGGAGUGGAAGUGCUGGUUCAACAUCUGGGCUACCUGCCAGAUGAGUACAAAAUGGGACGAACCAAAAUAUUCAUCCGUCACCCCAGGACGCUGUACGCCACGGAGGAUGCGUUUGAGAAGUGCAAACAUGAACUGGCAACUCGACUCCAGGCCAAAUACAAAGGAUACAAGGCAAAGGGAGAGUUCAAAAAACAGAAAGAAGCGGCCACUAAGAUUGAAACUUGUUGGAGAGGGGUGCAGGCUAGGAAGGAGCGAGAGAAGAGAGCCUGGGCUGUAAAAGUCAUCAAGAAAUUUAUCAAAGGUUACAUGACCAGAGGAGAAGCAAAAAGCACCGAUAACUCAGAGUACCUGGCCUUCGUGAGACAAAGCUACUUGAACAGGCUCAAGAACAACCUGCCAAAGACCGUUCUGGAUAAAACCACCUGGCUAACUCCACCAGCGGUGGUGAAAGAGACGUCAGAGUUACUGCGUAAGAUUCACUACCGUCUUAUGGUGAGGAAAUAUGUCAGAGGGAUCACACCGCAGAAGAAAGCGCAGAUUCAACUGAAAGCCGUCACCAGCGCCAUCUUCAAGGGCAAAAAGGAAAGUUAUCCGCAGAGUGUCGCUCAGCCUUUUGUGGACACUAGAAUCAGUGAACAAGACAUAAACAUGAGGGUGCUUCAGAUGAUCCGCAAUGAGCACAUCAAGUACAGCGUCCCCGUGAUCAAAUACGACAGGAAUGGAUUCAAACCGAGGCCGAGACAGCUCAUCCUCACCCAGACAGCAGCCUAUUUGAUAGAAGAAACCAAGAUCAAACAGAGAGUGCUGUACACUUCUCUUAAAGGGAUUUCGGUGAGCAAUUUGACUGACAGCAUCAUUGUAUUCCACAUUACAUGCGAAGACCCCAAACAAAAGGGGGAUCUGGUAAUGCAGUGUGACCACUUGUUUGAGUUUUUGACCAAACUCAGCGUCAUUGCUAACAAACAAAGUGCAAUCAAAGUGGUUCAGGGCAGCAUCAAGAUUGAAAUCCAGUCAGGGAAAGAGAGUGCAGUGGAUUUGAGCACAGGGCAGGAGCCCAUGGUGUACAAGGCCAAGAAUGGACACCUCAUGGUGGUUGCCACUCGUGCCAGAGUCCGGUAAGAGCUCAGGCUGAGACACACAAGAAGCCCCUGCAUAUUUCAUCAGGAGACCCCUCAGGAGAGGCUCAACAUGUCUACAGGAUCCACACCUGACCAGGGGCAACUGCACUUACUGAACCCUGUUGGAAGGAAACACAUUUUUCAUCUAUGCACAAUUCAUAGGACUCCAACUAAGGCUCGUCUUUAAUCUUACCGGGCUGAAUCCAGGGCUUGCCUUGGCCGAUUUGAGCACUUCCAAUUCAAAACCAAGGCUUUUGCAAAUCUGAAAAUUUAUCACUGAAAUCCACAAACACUCCACAUUAUACAAACUGCUUCAGAGAAUACGCAACUCUUAUUCAUGACCAAUGAAGCCAUAUGUAUCAUAAUUUUGUACGCUCACCGAUUGUGGGAAGGUGCGAAUUAAAAACCGAACGAAUGAAAUGUCUGUAGAAAUUUAUUUGUGAUAAAGUAUGUAUAAAUAUAAAACAUACGUUUGUGUUCACUUCUGUACAACAGCCCUACAAGUACUUGUGAUUGUUAGACAUAUUUCAACUCAAACCCUAUAGUGUGCAAACAGUACAUUCUCAAAUGAAUGCAGUGAGGAGGGACAGGUCUAAUUUGUCUCCCUAUUAAAACCUUGUAGACAGGGUUCCCUUCCUGCCAGCGAGAUCUCUGGUUACAGUCAUUCACUUCAACCUCGGCAUCCACCAUUCAAUCAGCCCAGUACAUUUAACACCUCGGGUCGCAGCUCAAGUUCCCUUCACUGAAAAUAAUGAUUUGUUCCGUGGAAUGAGGGAAAACUGCAUCAGUGUUAAAACUAAACAUGGCUGACACACUACAGUGAAAUGCCACAUCCAUCUGUGAUAGUUUAACUGUAUAAAAAUCUUAUUAAA
This is a messenger RNA of Mugil cephalus (flathead mullet), 3967 nucleotides long. RefSeq names its product myosin IHa (gene myo1ha). Gene Ontology annotation, molecular function: ATP binding; microfilament motor activity; actin filament binding. Bases 25 to 3096 code for a protein of 1023 amino acids. The record is from RefSeq and is a predicted model, not a curated record. The transcript has 31 exons. Gene Ontology annotation, cellular component: vesicle; microvillus; myosin complex. Lineage: Eukaryota; Metazoa; Chordata; Actinopteri; Mugiliformes; Mugilidae. Gene Ontology annotation, biological process: actin filament organization; vesicle transport along actin filament.